Molecule: messenger RNA, 1251 nt
Organism: Aedes aegypti (yellow fever mosquito)
Lineage: Eukaryota; Metazoa; Arthropoda; Insecta; Diptera; Culicidae
Exons: 4
Coding region: 58-1251 (397 amino acids)
Source: RefSeq, a predicted model, not a curated record
AUAGCAACCAGUUGUUAUGUUUAAACAAGUGUUGUCAUUCGUUAAUUCACAAGGAAAAUGGGUGAACAUUUUUUUCGAAAUAUUCAAAAAGAUGUUGGAAUCGUGCUUCCCCAUUUGAAAAAUAUAUUGGAGCUUGAAGGAUUGGCAGGUAAUGAAGCACUGGGGAAGCUGGAUAAUGAAGACAUCUUGGCUAUGCAAGCUCAAAUGCGUUUUCGAGUAGAGCGAGUUCGACGGAUUGUGGCGAAUGAUCCUUCCAAGUCAUUGGAGGACUAUUACGGUGAUUACGUGGGACAGCCAGAAUUGUUCAGCUUUACCGCUGGUGAUUUGCGUGUGCUUCAAACUUUAGCAGUUGCAGUGGGGAAAAACGGAUUGCAGAAAUAUUUAGCAGCCGAGAUUUCCCGCACCGUUCAUGAUCAAAACCAAUCAAAUUAUCAACCUCAACCAGUCGCUGAUGAACAUUCUGCUCUCGUUUCCCGCCUUUUGGGUCACUUUAAGCAAUGCAUGAAGAAUGACCAAGAGUGGCAGGAAGCAUCACGUUUUAUAAGUUCAAUUACAACCAAAUUUGAAAUUGGAUCCGGUGGUAAAAUCGUUGGGUUAAUAACCUGCCCGGCAUGUAAGAAAAAGGGAAAACCUAAAAAUAUUAAAAUAGUUAAGGAAGCUACUAGGAGCUGGCCACUUUUCAACAUAGUUCGACAUUUCAACACCAAUCUCCGUUCAUCAACCGUAUCGAUAAAUGCAGCGAACAAGCAAAAACGUACUCAUGAAUCCUCCUCAAUAAUGCCAGCGAAACUAUCCCGUUCAAAUAACUCAACCGUCGGACCGAUUGCCGCUGAUGCGAAUUACAGCGAACCUUCUCCUGGUAGGUAUGACCAGGAAGCUUCAUUUGAGAUGCCAAACAUAGACAAUGUCAAUGAAGAAGGAGGAUCAAACAUUGAAGAAGAAUGCUUGUUCAAUUCAUCCAAGUUUCUAGGAGGCGAUCCUGAUAAGAACAUGAUAGAUAAUGACAACGUCAGUGAUAGGGUUGAUGAAAUUAGCCAACCAGAUUCUUUUCUCGUCCAUCUAAAGUCUUCUAUGCACCACCGGCUUAUGGGAUCCAAUUUACAUGCAAGACGGUACACUGAAGUUGAAAAAGAUAUUAUGACGUACGAAUAUCUCACGGCGGGGAAUUCUUUUUUUGAAUACACAUCUUCCAAUACAACAACAAUGUGUAAAAAAAACAAUUCAACGCCAUUUUCAAAAAUAUACGAUUAA